CGUGGGAGAACUUGGCAAGCUUGAACUCUAGGGUUGCGGGUCAUGUGGCAUCCGUGGUCAAGAGCCACGCCGCAAUGCACGUGCCAGCGGAGUGGCUAGCCCGACCUGACCGGCGUCUCUCGUGGGCCCUGUCACUCUCACGCUGCGGCCGCAGGACCCGGCGGGCCAGCUACGCGGGGUCCUCGCUCUCCUCCCACGUGGGCCAGAGCCGGCCCGCCCUCCAGACCCCAGACGCGCCAGGCCAGGGCGCGUGUGCUCGCGCCUCCCAGCAGGCCCGGGGCUGCGGCUGCUGCGCUCCUCCUCCGCCGCCCCCUCCCCGCCUCCCGCGGCUGCCGCCUCAAGGAUGGCCUCCAGACCCUGUCCGGUCCCGGCGAUGCCGCCAGCAAAGGCCACCAAAAGAAAAUACCACACAUCCAGUGAGGCUCCCCCUGUGAAGCGGAGGUCUGAGGCAUCAUUUCACCCAAUCAAGAAAACCGCUGUCAAAGAAACGCAAAGGACUUUUAAGGGGAAAACACAGCAGACAUUUUCUCCAAAGAAGUCUUCAGUUAGUACAGUUUGUAGUAACCAAGAGAAGAGACCAUGCAUUAAGACAUCAUCUUUGUUUAAAAACAACCCAGAAAUUCCAGAACUUCACAGACCUGUUGUAAAACAGGCACAAGAAAAGGUGUUUACUUCAGAUGCUUUUCAUGAACUGGACCUCCACCCACAUUUAAUUUCUACAGUAAAUACAGUCUUAAAAAUGUUUAGCAUGACCAGUGUUCAGAAGCAAAGUAUUCCUGUGUUACUUCAAGGCAGAGAUGCUCUUGUGAGGUCCCAGACGGGCUCAGGUAAAACUCUUGCCUAUUGCAUCCCUGUGGUACAGUCCCUUCAAGCAAUGAAAGCAAAAAUACAGCGAAGUGAUGGUCCAUAUGCACUGGUGCUUGUACCAACAAGAGAGCUGGCUCUCCAAAGCUUUGAUACUGUCCAGAAACUACUCAAGCCAUUUACCUGGAUUGUUCCUGGAGUAUUAAUGGGAGGAGAGAAGAGAAAAUCAGAAAAAGCCAGACUCCGCAAAGGAAUAAAUAUCCUUAUUUCAACUCCUGGACGUUUGGUGGAUCACAUAAAGUCCACAAAGAACAUCCAUUUUAGUCGGAUACAGUGGCUGAUUCUGGAUGAAGCCGACAGAAUCUUGGAUUUGGGUUUUGAAAAGGAUCUCACAGUGAUACUCAAUGCUGUAAAUGCUGAAUGCCAGAAACGACAAAAUGUCUUGCUGUCUGCAACACUUACAGAAGGUGUAGCACGGCUAGCUGAUAUCAGUUUGCACAACCCAGUCAAUAUUUCUGUCCUGGAUGAAUGUCAUAAUCAAUCUAACCCAAAGGGCAAAGGGGUUAUGGAAGCUUUUCCACAUACUAAUAAUGAGAUGGAUGGCUUUGCCAUACCAGAGAGCCUCGAGCAGUAUGUGACACUGGUUCCCAGCAAGCUGAGGCUUGUCUCCCUGGCAGCCUUCAUCUUGCAGAAAUGCCAGUUUGAAGAAGACCAGAAGAUGAUUGUCUUUUUCUCCAGUUGUGAGUUGGUGGAGUUCCACUACAACCUCUUCAUCCAGACCCUGCUGAGCGUCUCAGUGACCCCAGCCCCAGGGCAGUUACCAUCUGCCUGCACAAGAUUAAAAUUCCUACGGCUGCACGGCAACAUGGAGCAGGAGGAAAGAACAGCUGUGUUUCAAGAGUUUUCACAUUCCAAAAUAGGCAUCCUUCUCUGUACGGAUGUUGCAGCUCGAGGCUUAGAUCUCCCUCAAGUCACAUGGAUUGUUCAGUACAAUGCUCCAUCUUCACCUGCUGAAUACAUCCACCGGAUUGGGAGAACCGCCCGGAUUGGCUGCCGUGGGAGCAGCUUGCUCAUUUUGGCUCCUUCGGAGGCAGAAUAUGUCAACUCGUUGGCUUCUCACAAAAUCAAUGUUUCUGAGAUUAAGAUGGAAGAUAUUUUGUCUGUUCUGACACAGGACUGUUGUUUGAAAGGGAAACGAUGGGGAAGCCAGAAAUCCCAUGCUGUUGGUCCCCAGGAAAUCCGAGAGCGAGCUACAAUCUUGCAGACAGUGUUUGAAGAUUAUGUGCACUCCAGUGAAAGGACGGUCUCCUGGGCCAAGAAAGCUCUGCAGUCCUUUAUCCGAGCCUACGCAACCUACCCCCGAGAACUGAAGCAUAUCUUCCAUGUUCGUUCACUCCACCUUGGGCAUGUGGCUAAGAGUUUUGGGUUAAGAGAUGCCCCUCAGAAUCUGAAUGUCUCAGCUAUAAAGAAGAGAAAAGCCAAUCUGAAGAGGCCUGACCUUCAUAAGAAGACUCAGAGUAAACACCGCCUUGCUGAAAUCUUGCGUUCAGAAUACUCAAGUGGGAUGGAGGCCAGCGUCGCCAAGGUCAAAAAGCAAAACAAACACACAGAGGCUGGCAGCCAACCGCACAGCAAUGGGCGCCCAGCCCUGGCCGUGGGAAAAAAGACAAAAAUGCUCUCCAGGAAACAGAAACCCAAACAGGCUGAUUGAGGAGAACGGACUAACGGAAAAGUUUCUUUAAACUCCACCUCCCCAGGACAGGGCCUCAGGGUGAAACCCCUGUGGCACUGGAUUGAUGUCCUGUUCUUGCCAGAGGAGCCCCUUCUGAGAAAUGACCUGAAAUAAGAAAUCUCUGAAAUAAGUUCUAAGACCUUGGAAGCCAUAGAGGCGAUGGGGAUUGGAGGGGAAUAAGUUAGCACGGUGUAGACUUCCCAGUUGUGUCUGAUAUGUGAUACCUUCUGUCUUGCGUUUAUUCCCGCAAUGCUAGGCUCCUCUUUCCACCCAGAGAUCUGUGUCCUCCACAACUUACUGUAACAACCUCAGGUCAAGUGCCUCUGCCAGAAAGUUCUCUGGGUGCCUUUUAAAAGAUAGGAAAAUAUAUUUAUUGCUUUCUUGGUGUACAAAAAAAAAUUUUUUUUUGACAACCAAAGAGAUUUUGAUGUGGGUUCAAACUCCUCAAGGAUUUUUCCACUCAUGUGCUCUUAUGUCUAUAGCAGAGACGAUGCUUUUUCACACCUCAUAUUUUCAUGCCCACUGUAAACUUACUCUCUCCAGGAUAAAUGAUAUACUAUUACCUUCUCAUUGUUUGCCUUUGAAGUCAGGCACCCAUGGCCUGAGCUUUUUCUCCCGGAAGAACCUGGAGAAGCUUGUCUUCAAGACAGAUUUGGAGACCUUUGUAUAAUGGCCACAGCCAUCCCUCCCCCGUUGUGUUUUCUGGCAGGUCUGAAAGAGGACCCCCCAGGGUGUAUUGAUUUCCCAAUAAAUGUAAGAUGUGGACAUGGGUAACUGCAGAGGGGGGUGGAGGAGAGCACGGAAGGCUGUGCGCCACUGUCCAGCAGCAGCCUGUCCUCUCUACUUGUCUCCAGCAGCUCUCUUCUCACCUCCUCUUCUAACAGUGGAAUGGAGGCCAUUUUCUUAUGGGCCACCAAGAUCCCAUGAAAUUCAUGGCCAGAAAGGAUUGUGAGAGGUUACAAAGUGGGCCAUUCUGCAGGGACUACACAGGGGUCAGCACCUGGACCCCUGUCCCUUUCUGGUCAUCAGAAGGUGAAUAGCAGCUGACCCACAUCAGAUAGGACUCUGGUUUUGAAGUUGGGUGUCAGCUUUGAAAGAACUGAUUCCCUGAAGGAAGAAAAGUCAUAACCCUCUCAGAGUUGACUGUAACCUAUGAAUUAACAGGGACGGUUGGUGAAAUUUGUAACAACAUUAAUAAAAAUCAAAACAAAAACUUGUCGCA
Molecule: messenger RNA, 3758 nt
Organism: Erinaceus europaeus (western European hedgehog)
Lineage: Eukaryota; Metazoa; Chordata; Mammalia; Eulipotyphla; Erinaceidae
Gene: DDX31
Product: DEAD-box helicase 31
Exons: 20
Coding region: 344-2515 (723 amino acids)
Biological process (GO): ribosome biogenesis
Cellular component (GO): nucleus
Molecular function (GO): ATP binding; nucleic acid binding
Source: RefSeq, a predicted model, not a curated record